GAUUGCUGCUUGUAAGCCAUGCACCCGCCACGCACUUCCCAAUCUCUCCACCACCCUCUCACCGUGGCCCCUCCUCCUCUCUCCAUCUGGUCACCCCACCAUCCCAAUUCCGCCUAUAUAUAAACACACAGAAACACAGUAAAGCAACAGCAAGAACAAGCUCUCAUAAUCUCUCUGUGGCAUCUCCCCAAACAACUCUUGUGCAAUCUUCUGUAUCUAUCUGGUCUGUGUGAAUUCAUGAGAUCCCAGGUGGAGCAGAGGUUCUCUGAGUUUUUCGAGAGGUGGGUUUUUCAGCUCGAGCAGCUGCAGCAGCAACUUCUCAAGUUGUCGGAGGAGACGCGGCAGAACGAGGCGGAGCUUCGGGCUUUGGUGUCGAAAGCCACCAACCUUCACAAGGAGUAUUACACCGUGAAGUGGGCUGCUGCUCGGGAUGACGUCCUGGCCUUCUUCUGCCCUGUUUGGUCAAGCCCUUUGGAGAAUGCGUAUUCCUGGGUCACGGGGUGGAAGCCAUCAAUGCUGUUCCAGCUCAUCGAGUCGCUGAAGAAGACGAGACUGGUUUCCAUGUCGGAGGAGCAGGUGAGGAAGGUUGAGCAGCUGAGGCAGAAGAUGAAGUACGAGGAGGAUAAGGUGGAGAGGGAAAUGGAGAGGCAGCAGGUGGCGAUGGCGGACAGGAGGAUGGUGGAAUUGGCCCGGCUGGCGACCCGGGCGAGGAACGGGGAAGCGGCGGCGGAGCUGGAAGGGCUGGUGAAUGUGGCGGUGAAGGUGAUGCUGAGUGGGUUGGAGGGGGUGAUGAAGGCGGCGGAUUGUGUGAGGCUCAAGACAUUGAAGGGGUUGUUGGAUUUGCUGAGUCCAUUGCAGAGUGUGGAGUUCUUGGCUGCUACUUGCAUGGUGCAGAUUAAGUUGAGGGAAUGGGGACGAAGAAAUGUGACCAAAAUCAAAUGUUCUCCUUAACCAAAACACCUAAACCUAAUUAGCUAGUCUUUUUAUUUUAUUUUUUUCCUUAUGAAUUAGAAAAGUAUGGGUCCUGAUUUUAUUUUUUAGUAGAUCAAUAGGUUUACGGUGGGAGGAAUCAGUAAGAAUCAAAUUUGCAUUAAGCUAUAUAACAUGAUUGCAUUUCGCCAUAAAUAUAUGAUCCACAUUGGCUUUUGACCCAAUUUAAAUCAUUUUUCAAUGUCAAAAUUAAAGUUUAGAAAACGUCACAAAUUCGAAUCAUUUUUUAAUAUCUCAUUAGAGGUCUCAAACUCGAAUUCCAACCGUCGCGGUAGAGUUUCCA
Molecule: messenger RNA, 1273 nt
Organism: Pyrus x bretschneideri (Chinese white pear)
Lineage: Eukaryota; Viridiplantae; Streptophyta; Magnoliopsida; Rosales; Rosaceae
Product: protein DOG1-like 4
Exons: 1
Coding region: 238-951 (237 amino acids)
Biological process (GO): DNA-templated transcription
Molecular function (GO): sequence-specific DNA binding
Source: RefSeq, a predicted model, not a curated record